GUCUCUCUUUCCCUGCCACAGAAGCCCAGGUUACCUCUCCUAGAGCAUCUCAGCAAGAGAGAUCCCCAGUUUACACGUCCUGGAGCCUGGCCUGUGCUGUUAUGAACCUUCCCUGCGCAUGGCCUUCCACAGUGGAAGGGUGCCAGGCAUCAAGACCAUCCUCAUUCACCUGCUGUUGUGCCUGGUCACUUUCUACGCAGUCUACUACAUGAUUGGAAGCAUCUGCUCUGGAGCUUUCAGGCUGGAUACAUUUGAUGGACUUAUCCCUUUUGAAUUUAACACAGAACCAUCUCACUCAAAUCCCAAAUAUCUGGUGAAUUUGCUGUCCAUGGAACUGACCUACUUCACCAGUGGCCUUCUCUUUGCUGCUCUGCUGAAGCGAUGGGUCUGGGACUACGCCAUCACUGUCACACUCGUCCACGUGGCACUGACGUCUGUAGUGAUGGAGCAGUUCCCUUUGGUGUGGCACUGGUGGCUAGCACUCGGCAGUGGCCUCUUUAUCAUGAUUUUCAGUGGACAACUUGUGACCCACUUUGCUUGCCCUGACUCCAGUGAUCCCACUUUGGACAGCUACUGACAUUCUUGAGAGAUUCAGGAUCAAGGUAGCUUACUUCCUAGACCUCCAAACCUGAGCAUUUCAUCUGAGCACUAUUUAUAGGGGCUGCAGUGAGUUCAAGUAGCAGGGCUAGAAAGAAGAAACGUACAAUGGCUUUCCGAGGCGUAACUAUGCGACUGUGCACCACAAGCACUGAAGAGCCCUAAAUCCCAUUUAGCCACCUCAAUCUGACAGAGCACGGUUUGCCAUGAAUAAAAGCCAUUAAGCUCCUUUCAUCUGAGAGAGGAAGGUCAGAGAGAAGCUCGUACUAGAGAAACACGGACCAUUCCUCUGUGGGGAAGCUGAAAGGUGUUGACAGUCUGGUCAAGU
Molecule: messenger RNA, 925 nt
Organism: Mauremys mutica (yellowpond turtle)
Lineage: Eukaryota; Metazoa; Chordata; Testudines; Geoemydidae
Product: transmembrane protein 244-like
Exons: 6
Coding region: 119-577 (152 amino acids)
Source: RefSeq, a predicted model, not a curated record